AACUAGUUUGUUUGCAGCGCCCUCGCUACAUUGUAUCCAGAGUGCGGGUUCUUAGGGUGGGCGAGGGGGAGGGGCAGAAGGGAGGCAAGGGAGAAGCCGGAGGGAGGAGGCGGCAACAUGAGCAUCGUCCUAAUAAACGGAGGUCAAUAAUAGAGAAGAGCAGUUGCAAGGACCUGGGGCAGGAGAUCAGCCGGCCAAGGAGUGUCCCUGAACAGACUGGGUCAAAAUGUCCGUCAGCGUCCAUGAGAACCGGAAGUCCAGGACAAGCACGGGCUCUAUGAAUAUCACCCUUUUCCACAAACCUUCCCACCCGGACUGCGUCCUGUCCCACCUCAACACCCUGCGGAAGCACCGGAUGUUCACAGACGUCACCCUCUGGGCGGGGGACCGCUCGUUCCCCUGCCACCGGGCCGUGCUGGCUGCCUCCAGUUGCUAUUUUGAGGCCAUGUUCAGCCAUGGGCUAAGGGAAAGCCUGGAUGACGCGGUCAACUUUCACGACAGCCUUCAUCCAGAAGUGCUGGAGCUCCUGCUGGACUUUGCCUAUUCCUCCCGGAUCAUCAUCAACGAGGAGAAUGCGGAAUCCCUGCUGGAAGCGGGGGACAUGCUCCAGUUCCAUGACGUGCGAGAUGCCGCAGCCGAGUUCUUGGAGAAGAACCUCUUCCCCUCCAACUGCCUGGGCAUGAUGCUCCUGUCGGAUGCCCACCAGUGCCGCCGCCUUUACGAGCUCUCCUGGCGCAUGUGCCUGGUCCAUUUCGAGACGGUACAGCAGAGCGAAGACUUCAAGAACCUCUCCAAGGACACCCUCCUGGAUCUGAUCUCCAGUGAUGAGCUUGAGACAGAGGACGAGCGAGUCGUCUUCGAAGCCAUCAUUCAGUGGGUGAAGCACGACUUGGAUGGGCGGAAGGUGUAUCUCCCGGAGCUUCUGCGCAGCGUACGGCUGGCCCUGCUGCCCUCUGAAAUCCUCAAGGAGGCUAUCGCCUGUGAGGACCUCAUCAUGGCGGACGAGCGCAACAAGCUUAUCAUGGAUGAGGCGCUCCACUGCAAGAAGAAGAUUCUGCAGAACGACGGGGUGGUCACCAGCCCCUGCGCCCGACCCCGCAAGGCAGGCCAUACCCUCUUGAUCCUCGGAGGCCAGACCUUCAUGUGUGACAAGAUCUACCAGGUGGACCAUAAAGCCAAGGAGAUCAUCCCCAAGGCAGACCUGCCCAGCCCACGGAAGGAGUUCAGCGCCUGCGCCAUCGGCUGCAAGGUCUACGUGACGGGCGGGAGGGGCUCCGAGAACGGCGUGUCCAAGGACGUCUGGGUGUAUGACACCGUCCAUGAGGAGUGGUCCAAGGCUGCGCCUAUGCUGAUCGCCCGCUUUGGUCACGGCUCCGCUGAGCUGGAGAAUUGUCUUUAUGUGGUCGGGGGACACACCGCCGUGGCCGGGGUCUUUCCAGCCUCCCCCUCUGUCUCGUUGAAGCAAGUGGAGAAGUACGACCCCGGAGCCAACAAGUGGACCAUGGUGGCUCCUCUACGGGACGGAGUCAGCAACGCCGCCGUGGUGAGCGCCAAGCUCAAGCUCUUUGUCUUCGGCGGCACGAGCAUUCACCGGGACAUGGUGUCCAAAGUCCAGUGCUAUGACCCUGCGGACAACCGCUGGACCAUCAAGGCAGAGUGUCCUCAGCCUUGGCGCUAUACAGCGGCCGCCGUGCUGGGCAGCCAGAUCUUCAUCAUGGGGGGCGACACAGAAUUCACCGCCGCUUCUGCCUACCGCUUUGACUGUGAGACCAACCAGUGGACGCGGAUCGGGGACAUGACAGCCAAGCGCAUGUCGUGCCAUGCCUUGGCCUCAGGGAACAAGCUCUAUGUGGUGGGCGGGUACUUUGGUACUCAGCGCUGUAAGACGCUGGACUGCUAUGACCCUACCUCGGACACAUGGACCUGUAUCACCACCGUGCCUUACUCACUCAUCCCCACGGCCUUUGUCAGCACGUGGAAGCACUUGCCUGCCUGAGAAGUCCUCAGGACAGACUUCAGUCCCAGGAAUUCAGACAGAUGCUGUCAUCAUCUUAGCCCUAUCUCUCGGCUGCAGCCUACACUGUGAGGGAAGUCGCCUGGCCCUGGUCUCUCUCUGGGAGCCUUAGUACAUCUCCUCACACUUCCCUGUCUGAACUUUCCAGCACCCAGAAGACUGAAUUUGAAUGCUCAGGGCAGCACCCAGGAGGGAGAGGAACCAGUGGAACGCUGCUCUUCAGUCCACCUGGUAAUUAAUGCCUCUGGAGGCUCUACAAGAAAAGAGAAGCUGCUUCCACAGACACCGGUUGGGACCAAAGACUUCCCACGAGUUUUAUUUUGGUGAGGGGGCACGGAGGCCAAGAGCGAGCACUCAGAGGUGGCGCUACUAUUCCACAUUAAGUACUCGCCUGUCCAUUUCGCACAACACCCAGGCCCCUUCGAACCCUCUGAGGACAGUGGGGAAAGGGGCCUCCUGGGUAGCAGGAUGGGAACAAGCGGGGUGAGCCCCAAAGAGAUGGGUAUUUGGCCUUCCACCUUUUGCACUAAGGUUGGCCGUUUCCUUCUGAGCCUGAAUUGAUGGCACAGCUUAAUCUAAGUCCCAGAACCUGCUCAAUUGCGAAUGUCAUAAACCUUGUUUCCAAGCUUAUAAGCUGGAUGGAGUGUUCCAGAGGCAACACGUACUGGGUCACCCAGGAGAGGGGGCGGUGAUGGGGAGGGAGCUUCUGAACACCCAGCAUCAAGGAGUUCUGCCUCAUUGGCUCCAGCAGGCUUCCAAGAGCUGAGGGAGGGGGCAUCAUGAUGGACGAAGAAGUGCCCGAUAGGGAAGAGCCCAUUUAGUGUUUCCCCCAUGGGCAAGGCCACCCGUAGGACAGCAUCAUCCCAUAGGCCAAAAGGAGAGACCUCCCCAGACUCCCUUCAAGCCACCUCUUACUCCCUCCCCAAAGUCCCUCAGUUGGGUCCGCCAUGAUGGUUCUGCAGUGGAAGUAAGCCUUAGUGCUAACAAGUGAAGGUUUUCCUCUCUGCCUUCUAUUUGCUGUCUGAUUCUUCCCCUUGCCCCUCCCCUAAAAAUCCCUGGAGAAAGACAAAUAAAAGGCACAGUGGAGAGGAUUUCCAGGCCUCCUAAGUCCUUGAUGUCCUCACUCCAGGCCCCACUUCUGGCAGGAGCCACCAUCAGAUACUUCCUUAGAAGUCACUUCCAGCUCAUGUCAGUGUUUAACAAAUCUGCUUUUAAUGAUGUUGAAGCUUGUCCAGGUCCAGUGGCUCUAAUCUAAGGGAACAGAGUCCUUCUCUUUUGCAAGGGUCUCACUGAAUCCUAUCGCAUCCCCAAAUUGCAGCUGUGUUAUGGGACCGUGGAGGGACCUGUGCCUGGCUCGUUAACCAUCCGCCAGUGGGAUGCUGACUGCAUUAGUUUGACCCAGAUGGACCAUGCCGUAACUUUAGAGAACAUUGCCUUUAUUCCCCUGGCCCUAGUUUCUCUCUUUGCAAAGUAGGAUGACCAGUCAGGACUGUGGCCCAGCCCUUGAGGAUGAGUUUCUGACCCUUACUCGGCAAACGCCUUACUAGGUGCGUCAUUGGUUUCUCAUACUUUAGGGCUUUCCCGGGUUCCAAGAGAUUCUCCAUUUAGCUCCCUGGAAUGGCUGAUGCCAUCACCUCUAAGAAUCAAUGAGGUUAGAUUUUGAAGAAUCUUCUUGCCAGAGAUUCAGCGGUCCACUCUAUAACGCCACAGGAAGCAGGGGGGACCUAUGCCGUGUAUUACACAGUGGAGAAGGGUCUGGACAAUAUCCUGUAGGGGCCGGGCCCUAUCCUGGCCCAGGGAUGGAGAGGUGACCUAGAUGUUAAUGACUUACUGCCCAUGGAUCUUGAAAGGAAUAGCCUGGAUCUACAGUUCUCUUUGACCUCAUUAUUGGUGGUUAGCUGAGAAAAGCACAGAGUCCUCACACACAGGCUUCAUAGGCACAAAAGACAAUUCUGUUGGUUUAUUGAAAAUUGUGUAGCUUUUACCCAGUUUUCUAACAAUAAAAGAUUAUAAGAAA
This is a messenger RNA of Monodelphis domestica (gray short-tailed opossum), 4031 nucleotides long. It is a transcript of the gene KLHL25, whose product is annotated as kelch like family member 25. Gene Ontology annotation, biological process: ubiquitin-dependent protein catabolic process. Lineage: Eukaryota; Metazoa; Chordata; Mammalia; Didelphimorphia; Didelphidae. Gene Ontology annotation, cellular component: cytoplasm; Cul3-RING ubiquitin ligase complex. Gene Ontology annotation, molecular function: protein binding. The record is from RefSeq and is a predicted model, not a curated record.